Acomys russatus (golden spiny mouse) is the source of this 5240-nucleotide messenger RNA. It is a transcript of the gene Adam19, whose product is annotated as ADAM metallopeptidase domain 19. Lineage: Eukaryota; Metazoa; Chordata; Mammalia; Rodentia; Muridae. Gene Ontology annotation, molecular function: metalloendopeptidase activity. The record is from RefSeq and is a predicted model, not a curated record. Gene Ontology annotation, biological process: membrane protein ectodomain proteolysis.
GCUGGGGGCGGAGCGUCUGAGCAGUGGGCAGGGUGGCUUUUAGGCUAGCGGUUGCUUGAAAAACGCCGCCGCCGCUAGGCCGGUGGCAAGCAGGCAAUGGCAGGGGACGUGUGAUCGUGGACAGUGAGAGGGCCAUUGCUAUCAUGCCCGGGCGCGCGGGCGCCGCCCGGUUCUGCUUGCUGGCUCUCACUCUGCAGCUACAUUGGCCGCUGGCGGCGUGCGAACCCGGACGGACUACAAGAGGAGGAAGUGAAGAAGGCGGCCCCCAGCUGCAGCAUGAUCUCAUAAUACCUCAGUGGUGGACUUCAGAAAGCCCCAGGAGAGGAAAGCAUCCACUCACAGCGGAGCUCAGGGUCACAGCCGAAGGGCGAGAGCUCAUCCUGGACCUGCAGAAGAAUGAGCACCUCUUUGCUCCGGCCUACACAGAAACCUGCUACAAUGCAAGUGGCAGCCCUCAGACCACCACGCUGAAAUCUGAGGAUCACUGCUUUUACCAUGGGACUGUGAGGAAAGCAGAAGAGUCCAGCGUCACGCUCAGCACCUGCCGGGGAAUUAGAGGACUGAUUAUUGUGAGCAGUAACCUCAGCUACAUCAUCGAGCCCGUCCCUAACAACGACAGCCAACACCGUAUUUACAGAUCUGAACAUCUCAAGCUGCCCCCGGGGAACUGUGGGUUCGAGCACUCCAAGCCCACCUCUAAGGACUGGGCCCUUCAGUUUACACAUCAGACCAAAAAACAACCUCGCAGAAUGAAACGGGAAGAUUUACACUCUAUGAAGUACGUGGAGCUUUACCUGGUGGCUGAUUACUCAGAGUUUCAGAAGAAUCGACAUGACCAGGAUGCCACCAAACACAAGCUUAUGGAGAUCGCCAACUAUGUUGAUAAGUUUUACAGAUCCCUGAACAUCCGGAUUGCUCUUGUGGGCUUGGAGGUGUGGACACAUGGGGAUAAGUGUGAAGUUUCCGAGAAUCCGUACUCUACCCUUUGGUCCUUUCUUAGUUGGAGGCGCAAGCUGCUUGCCCAGAAGAGCCAUGACAACGCGCAGCUAAUCACGGGCAGGUCCUUCCAGGGCACCACCAUUGGCCUGGCCCCCCUCAUGGCCAUGUGCUCUGUGUACCAGUCUGGAGGAGUUAGCAUGGACCACUCUGAGAAUGCCAUCGGUGUAGCUUCCACUGUGGCCCAUGAGAUUGGCCACAACUUUGGCAUGAGCCACGAUUCUGCUCACUGCUGUUCUGCCAGCGCAGCCGAUGGAGGGUGCAUCAUGGCAGCCGCCACUGGGCACCCUUUCCCCAAGGUGUUCAGCUGGUGCAACAGGAGGGAGCUGGACAGGUAUCUGCAGUCAGGAGGUGGGAUGUGUCUCUCCAACAUGCCAGACACAAGGACGCUGUACGGAGGCCGGAGGUGUGGCAACGGGUACCUGGAAGAUGGAGAAGAAUGUGACUGUGGGGAAGAAGAGGAAUGUACUAACCCUUGCUGCAAUGCCUCCAACUGCACUCUGAAGGAAGGGGCCGAGUGUGCCCAUGGUUCCUGCUGUCACCAGUGUAAGCUGGUGGCUCCUGGAACCUUGUGUCGGGAGCAGGUGCGGCAGUGUGACCUCCCUGAGUUCUGCACGGGCAAGUCUCCCCACUGCCCCACCAACUUCUAUCAGAUGGAUGGCACCCCCUGCGAGGGGGGCCAGGCCUACUGCUACAAUGGCAUGUGCCUCACGUACCAGGAGCAGUGCCAGCAGCUGUGGGGACCUGGAGCCCGGCCUGCCGUCGAUCUCUGCUUUGAGAAGGUGAAUGCAGCUGGAGACACCUAUGGAAACUGUGGCAAGGGCUUGAAUGGCAAAUACAGGAAGUGCAGCCCCAGGGAUGCAAAGUGUGGGAAGAUCCAGUGUCAGAGCACCCAGGCCCGGCCCCUGGAGUCCAACGCAGUGUCUAUUGACACCACCAUUACGUUGAAUGGGAGGCGGAUCCAUUGUCGGGGCACCCACGUCUACCGGGGUCCUGAGGAGGAGGAAGGGGAAGGUGACAUGCUGGACCCAGGCCUGGUGAUGACUGGGACCAAGUGUGGCCACAACCACAUUUGCUUCGAGGGGCAAUGCAGGAACACCUCCUUCUUUGAGACCCUAGGCUGUGGGAAGAAGUGCAACGGUCACGGGGUCUGCAACAACAACCAGAACUGUCAUUGCUUCCAUGGCUGGGCUCCACCUUUCUGUAACACCCCAGGAGAUGGCGGCAGCAUUGACAGUGGUCCUUUGCCCCCCAAGAGUGUGGGUCCUGUGGUAGCUGGGGUGUUUUCAGCCCUCUUCCUGCUGGCAGUCCUGGUGCUGUUGUGCCACUGCUACAGACAGAGCCACAAGCUGGGCAAGCCCUCCGCCCUCCCUUUCAAGUUGCGUCAACAGUUCAGUUGCCCCUUCAGGGUGUCUCAGAGUGGUGGAACUGGCCAUGCCAACCCAACUUUCAAGUUGCAGACACCACAGGGCAAGCGAAAGGUAAGGGUUUGGGUGACCAACACACCUGAAACUCUCCGGAAGCCCUCCCACCCUCCUCCCCGGCCCCCUCCAGACUACUUACGUGUUGAGUCCCCACCUGUGCCAUUGCCAGCACAUCUGAACAGGACUGCUGGGACCUCCCCAGAAGCUGGGGCUCAAGUAGAAAGGGAGGAGUCGGCCAGGAGGCCUCCCCCAAGCCGGCCCAUGCCCCCUGCACCUAACUGCCUACUGUCCCAGGAUUUCUCCAGGCCUCAGCCACCCCAGAAGGCACUCCCAGCGAACCCUGUGCCGGGCCAUAGGACUGUUCCUAGGCCAGGAGGUACCUCCCUGCUCCAGCCACCUACUGCCGGUCCUCAGCCUCCACGGCCUCCAGCAGUGUCUGUUCCAAAGCUUCCUGAGUAUAGAUCCCAAAGGACUGGAGGGGUAACCAGCUCCAAGAUCUAGAACUGUGUCCACAAGUUUCUUGUUUCACUUGAAGACUCCGGAUGCCAUGGAAGGCCCAAAGGGAAGAAGCCUGCUUGGCCACCUUCAAGCUUCUGUAGCCUUCUGGAACCCCCUCAUCCCCAGCAUCUCCUUUCUUGCCCUAGGACCUCCUGCUUCUCCUCCGAGGCCCAGUUGGACAUCUAUCUGAUGGCUUCCCAGUGUUGUCCUGUGCAAUAGACAACCCGGGUAGGAAAAGGAAGCGUGCGGAGGAGGGCAGGGGAGAGUCUUCCUCAGCCCACUAGCCAAGAGCUACCAACGAUGGUCAGGGAAGUCUCGAGCUGGGGGGUCCCCCUUCUGUGCCAAGCUUGGAGAAGGCAUCCUCCUGGGUCCCAUGCUGCCGGGUACACACGAGAGCUUCUGUGGAUUGGUUUCUCUCUCUGGGAUCCCAGGCUGCACAGAGGCGGGGUCUUACCUAUCUCUUAGCUUUCAGGGACUGAGGAAUCCACUGCUUCAUUCCUGCCCCAGGGCUUGGUCAAGGUGCCUGUUCCUGGCUAUGUGGCUGCAUGUGACAAGCCAUGCUCCCUUCCCCUGCCAUUCUUCACAUUCCGAUAUUUACACGGGUCACGCUCUGACUCAGACAGGUACUAUUUGUAGGCAGUGUAGACAGCAGGGGGGGAGUGGUCAGCCUGUGUCCCCUCUGAGCCAUGAUGCCAAAGGUUGCUAGGACUUUUAGAAUCCCCAGUGUCCCAUGUGUUGUCACCUUCUCCUCCUCUCCCAGCCUCCCUGUCCUAUGGUGCUUUGGUGGUGAACUACAGCAGUCCUGACUUGCUGGUGACUAUAUGCUUGUGACCUACAAAUCAGGAUCCUGCCUCAUGGGGUAGCCACUGGACUUCCUGCACUGGAUCUCAAGAGCAUUGAGCUGAGUGGGCUGUGUGUGUGUGUGUGUGUGUGUGUGUGUGUGUGUGUGUGUGUGUGUGAGAGAGAGAGAGAGAGAGAGAGAGAGAGAGAGAGAGAUAGCUCUGCAUGUAAUUGUGUUUUAUGGCUUCAAGCAGGAUAAGGGGCCUCCUCCUUAUAUCUGACCUAUAUCUAAAUAAGAUUCUCCAGGAAACCCACAGGUAUACUGAAGGGGCAGACAUGUUUAGAACUCCAGCUAUUAGGAAAGUAUACACAGGGGCAGUAGUCCCCGUGUCAGCUCUGAGAUGGGACUGUUGACUCUGAACAGAUCACCCACCUCUUUGGAAGCUGUCAAUAGCUAUGGUGAAUGAGAUCUGGGCAGGGGUCUCCAACUCUCUUCAACCAGGGUGUUACUGUGCACUUCCGUUGGUUUUCUCCUGGUUACAGCCCAUAUGUGAUCCUCAAGGAAAGAGCUCUGCGGAGGUGGGGAUGGGACUUGGGUGAACCCCAUUGUGCUUGGUGCUCUGUGCUUAGAACAGUUCCUACAUGUUUGCUGGGCCUGGCCUCCGAGAGAGGCCAUCUUCCACUCCCAAAAAAGGUGCUGCUAGCACUCCAGAUGGUCCUCUAGGGGCCUCCCCACCACCCGCAGCAAGCAGUUGUUAGCUCUUGGACUCCUCCAGAGGAAGAGGCGAGCUUUUCACUGCCCACUCACCACCUCAAGGCCUCCUCAUAGCUCUUCACAGAGUAAGCUCUUGGGAGUAUGGCCAAGCAGGAGAUGUUGAGUGCAUGGCUGAGGGUAGAAAGAUCUCAGGAAAACACCUUCUCCUCUUUGGGGUGACUAUGCUGUUCACACUCUGAUGAUCCCUGAGCCAUGAUCCAAAAGGUUCUUUGGACCUAGUUCCACCUCCUACCAUCAACUUUCCGUGUCUAUACUUCAGCAGAUGCCCAGCAACUACAGGUUGGGUCCUAAAGCCAGUGACCACCCUGAUGACUCUCACCACAAAGUUAGAACACACUUUCCUUAAACCCAACCCCAUACCUCCCGGAUGUUCUUGUGGGCAGUGCAGCCUUUGUCCCUCUGCUCAGGAGGCAGGUGGCUCUUGAGUUGACAGCGCCACAGAAACAGUAACAACAUAAGCCUUCUGAAACGGAAGUUUUCUGUCCGUUGAACCAUUACCAGAAAAAGACCCAUUUCCUUGCUCUUUGGUAAUCACUUCCUUUUUUUUCUUUUUCAUUGCUUUGAUAGCACCUCCAUCUUAUAGUUAUACUGUGAACUGGAAGAUGGCGGAAUUUUAAAAAACUUGGUAGGGAUGUUGGCAGCUACUCUACUCACAGCUCCGUUCCUCACCCUUGUUUCCAAGGGGCCAGGGUGGCUGCCACAGGUAGGCGCCUCUUCCCCUCUUCACUGUGAAGUGUCCCAUACAGAUAUAUCUAGUCUUCAAGGAC